UGACAUUCUGUAGGUUUAUCUAUAAAAUGUCUACUCAGAACUAGCUGUUAUUCACUGUUCACUCUGCAGCUGCACGUGUUACCUAAACGUUAUCACGCUUCAGCUAUCAAUAUUUGAUUCGGCUGCUUCAGAGCAUUAUUGGAGGUCUAAGCUAUACGGUCGAACCUCUGACUAUUCGACCUCAACCCCCUCACCGACCAGCCAGCAAGACAGUACGGAGGUACGAACGCCAGAGUCCACCGCUGAUUCAAUGAAGGAGCCCAGUGAACACAGCGACAAAGAACAUCAAGAUAAGGAGAUGGCAGAGACGCCAGAUCAGCCAGAUCAGACGGUCAAGGUCGAACCGACUGAACAGAUGGAUUGCGGCAGUACAAUGGUUUCUGUAGUGGUGCAUAAUAAUGGUAAUAGCCUGAACCAUACGAGGUACAAUCCUGAGAUAGAGCUGUCCACGGAUACUGAGGAUAGUGCGUCAGAAAGUUCGGAGAGGGUAUCAGUACUGAGCAAAGUCGAUGAGUUACUGAAAUCCGUAGACUGUACGAUUCGACAACGAGUCCUCGGCUGCAUAAGACACGUCACACAAGAAGUCAGCCACCUGCAGCACGAAACCCGAACAAAAGACAUGCAGAUAUCAGAGCUAGAAAAGCAGAUCAAGGAGCUGAAAUCCCAAAUGGCAAACGGUACGUCUGAAUCAACUGUUGAGAAUUCGUGUGCGACGGAAGAGGGCAAGUCCAGCGACGACAACGUAGAGAAAAGGGAGAAUGGUUCAAGUGUGAUAGCUGCGGUAGAAGAUCAGAAAGAAUGUGUUAUAAGGAAGGCGGCUCAAUGAUCGGUAAUUGUUACUGCUAAAGGGUGCACGUUUUAAAAUAUAGAGAGGUCGGGGUGUGGUUGUGUUAGAGCGAUGAGCGACAUAUAGAGCUCAAAUGAGUUAGAUUUUUUUUAUAAACAACCUUGCUUUUAUCAAUUUUUAAAAAUUAUUUCUUUUUCUUAAAGUCAACGUCUAGGUCGUGCCACUAAUAAAGUUAUCAAAUCUCCCAAGCAUGCAAGUUGGCUGUCAAUUUACUAAUGCCAUCAAAGAUACAAAACGAGAUCGAAAGCUAAUAGCAGCACUUAAAAACAACGUCUUGCUUUAGUAACACGUCUAAGUUGCUUGAGUGGAAAUUUUGGCACUUUCCGUGAGUUAAUUGCAAAAUAGGUCAAUUCGCGAAUAAAACCAUGACUCUAACCUUCCUCAGGUAUUAAUUAGCAAGUGUACAAAUAUUUACGACUCUCCGUAUUGUGAUUGGGAACUAAAAGAUCAUCACAGGUUGUAGAUUUUUCUGAUUUUUAAGCCUGUAGGUAAUUUGAAGAGUACACUACUUAGAUUUUUUUAUAUUUCUCUGAUAACUAUUAUAACUUGGCCUAUCCCUCGAUUCGGCGUGACGUCGUCUUCUAGGAGAUCCUGCAUAAAAGAGAAGAGAUCAUAUCAUUGUAGAUUUCUAAACUAUUUGACCUAUGAACAUGAAAUUUGAUAAGGAGGUAGUUUAUGGACAGGGCGUUCCAGUUAAGAACGGUUUUUACAACAGGGCCCGAUUCACGGAGCUAAUGGCAAAUAUAUAAAUAUAAUCGCGAAAAUAUACUCAUUUAUCACGAAAUCUGGGAAACUAUUUGAAUUUGGGUAGGGAGGGGCUUAUUUACGGGACAUUUUAGCUAAGAACGGAUUUUAUGCCAGGGCUGGAUAAAGGGAUUAAGUUAGUUCGAAAUUGCUUGGACUUUUCUAAUAUCUAAAAAAUGGCACCAUGAAAGUCUGUUUAGAGAAGACUUAAACUAAGAAGGGAACAGAAAUUGAAGACUCAUUAUAAUUAUGUAUUCAUUUCUUCCAACUUGCAAUGCGGAACGAUAUCCUUAUAUUUACAUAUCGCUUUUCAGAACUUGAGACCUUGUUCUAUAGUAGAUAAUCUAAACAACGUUCAAAAUUAUUUGAAAUCCUUAAAUCACCAUUUCAAUAAUUCUCCCACUCGAAUCACAUUUUUAAUUUUGUAUCUCCAGUUUUAUUUGAAGCGAAAUUCGGAAAAACUGACAACAGGCUCAACAUGCUAACAUGAACACACCUUUGAUUUGAACGAGUGAUCGCUGAAAAACGACAAUAUACGCUUUUUGGAUUUCUAUUGGAUGUAUAGAUUGCUUAACUUGUUGAAUUUCAUGGUUACUUUUUGGCGGAAUUUUUCAACUAGAUGUAAUUCUUUCAAGCAAUAAAUUGCUCGAUUCUCAUUUUUCUAAUGUCUAUAGCAUAAUGAACAUUUUAUUGUCAAGUUCCAAAAGUCGGAGAUCGUGUUAACCGCCCCUCUCUAUUUUAGCUAUGCACUGUUUUCUCACUGAAUACGAAUUAUGUCAGAAUUGGGGGAUGAUGUACAAAUUUUAGACAAAACCUAUAAAAUUACACAGGACAACAAAAAAAAGUAAAAUUGGUAUGUGCUGGGCGUCUUACUAUAUUUUUUCCAUGAGCUUUUUCUCUCUGAACAUGCAUUUGAAGUCAAAUUUGGGGGUGCAUGGAUAAAUAUGAAAGUAUCUUUGAAAUGUUGGUAGAAGCGGAUAUCUGGUAAACAAUGCAUAUACACUACUUGUAUUUUAUACUGAAGCAAUCGCGUAAGAAUGUUCGAUGUUACAAAGAGAAACAUACAAAAAUAGAAAAAAUCAAAGCGAAAUCCAUCACACAGAUCAUUCGCGGACAAACAUAAGUGGAAACGACGAACAAUAAUUAUAAUAUAAAAAAAUUAUUAGAUUACACUUUUUUAUUGUCCGUCGGGCCCAAAUUUUCAUUUCAGAUUUGUGUUCGGCAAGAAAAAUUGCAUGUGAAACGUAUAGUGGAACCCCCAGUACAUACCACCUUUUUAUUUUUUGAUGACCUGUGAUACUCUUCAAGAGAUACAGAUUGGUUUGGAAGGUAGGUUUGUCACCCCACUUGAUUCAGAGUAUAGAGAAUUGAAGAUUUCGUAAAUUGUUACUAUUGAAAGAUGUAUUUUAUGACAAUAAACAAUAUACUAUAGACAUUGCAGAACAUUUCAGAUGCUUCAAAAAUGAGAACAUAAUGCACAUUGUGAACUAUUUUUCUAAUCUACAUGCGAACCUGUUUGAUGAAUAUUGUAUCCACAUUUGAUGAAGUACUUUGAUCCGUUUUUAUAUAAACGGUAAUCUUUUUGUAAAAAUUUUGAGAAUGUAAAUUGUAGAAUUGAUUUUUAUUGGACAGAAUCGGUAAUACUCCACUCAAUGAGUGCUUACGAACGUAUAUGUAAAUAUUUUUAUAACCACGUAUUGGUGAUACCUGCUUAAAAAACAACUUUGAAAUUUGUUUGGGAUAUUAAACUAGUCGUCAAAUGAUAGUAACGUUUUUGUCAAAUUACUGUCAAGUAUAAGAACAUGCAAAUGUUCCCUGUUACAUUCAAAUCGUUUCCAAAACCGAGGGCAAAAAUUCAAGUGUUGAUAGUUUGGACUAUACUAGGACAUCUCAGGAGAAACCUAGUUAAUUUUUUAGAGUAAAAGCUUCGGUUGUAAUUUUUGUACCUAGUCAUUUCGAACGGUUUUGAUUGAUGAAGAAAUUCACAUGCGGAUUAUGGUAAGAAAUAGAUAUUAAGCAGCCUGAAUUUUUGCCCAUUAUCGAGAAACAUCCUGUUUAAUAUAAAUAGUAUGUCACCUUAUCUUGCAGGCAUUUUAUAAACGUCAAUAUGUAAUUUUCCCCAAGUUUUGAUGACUAGUUUAUCAAGACUUAUAGCUGUUAGUACAUUGUGAUAUACAUACCUUACACAUUGUUUUUAUACACGAUUACCUGCCAGAAGACGUUCAUUUUGUAGAACGUUGUCAAUUAUACAGGACAGAAAGACGAUUGCUUCAAAAAUUGCUGAUAAGAACCUAUUUCAAGUAAUAUCGAACUCGCAUUUUAGUAAUAUCAAGAAUUUUUGUUUGCGUAAAACUAUAUAGCAAUAAUACACAUAUUCAGCAAUCUCUUUACAAACUUUUACAUUUUUAUGAAAACUUCUUAUAAGCAAUAGAAGUUGAAGUUAUCAAGGUUUGAUAUGCUCCUAAUAUCGCCUCAGUUUUUCAUUGUUCAAAUUGAUAAGAUAAUUUGAGCCUUUCUUGGGGAAUUUUUGAAAAAAAAGUGUUUAUUGUAACAUCUGAAACUCAUGUGAUUGUCUGGCUGAUGAAUCUCAAUAUUUCAGUGGCCGCCAGGUGAGGACUUGAAAUAUUGACUAACGUUUCGGUCACUAUGGUGAUCUUUCUCAGUAACAAUGACAAUAUGGGAGACUAGCGAGUAAAAACAAGCCAACUGAUGGUUAAGGUCCAGAUGGCCGAACGUCAGUAAAUUUUUCAAUCCUGCAUCUGUGGUUUGGCGGCCAGUGAAACGAGGAGAUUUGUUCCUCCAACCUCUCAUUCAUGAUGCCACCACUUUCUAGGUGUGCUAAACCAACUCUGCAAACUUAUGCUUCACAUUCCAACUUUGUCAUUUUCUGUAUGUGUAUACACGCAGCUUGAUUAUGCAAAAACCUUUCCUUGCCAAACCGAAACAUCAUUUCUGUCCCUGAUCGUAAAUAUUCCAAGGUGAUAUAAAGGAGCUCGAAAAUCUCCAUUUUUGUCCUGUGUUGUCUCCAGGACUGGCUUGUAAUUUUUUCUUCUUUUAUUGUUUCGGUAGUCCGACUUUGAAAUUGGAGGGAAUUAUGUACAUUUUUUUGUAUCAUAUGAAAAGGAAUGAAUAAACAGAUGGACGUAUUCUAUAUUAUACAAAGUAGCCUUAGUCGUGCUAUAUUUUAAUGGGCGCUUGUGUACAUUUUGCAAAAUCUUGUCUACAGGUUGUUUCAAUAGUAAGAUAACAUACUUAAGUUGGCGAUUAUUGGGUUCAUUUUAAGAAAAAACCUAAUUGUGAACGUAUGUCCACUCAUCUUAAAUUUUGGGAUAUUAGGAAAUUGAUUUUAAGGGAACCAUUGCACGCCACUGCUUUUUCUAGUAACAAACAUUUUUAUAAUAUCACUAUAAUUCGCUAGAAAUAAAGGCAAGGCAUAUUUGCUCAGAAGUCAAUAAUAUAUAUUAUUCAUAUUUUUUGUUACGUGAAAAUUCAGUGACGGUUAAAUUAUUCAGCUCCAAUCCCGCACAAACCCCACUGGAAAAUAUAAAAUAAAUGAAAUUGUAGAUCAUAAAAAUAUUUUUUUAAAGCUUCACCACCCUGUUUCUCAAAAGUCAAGACGUACAGGGCACACGUUCAUAGUUUUUUUGUUUAAAGCGGACCCAAUAAUCAAAAAUAUUUUAAAUUACCCUUGGAACACCCUGUAUUUGUAUGAUAUAUGGACAAAUUGAUGCGGAUUCGAAAAGAGUGUAGUUUGUUAGAUUUCUUCUCAGAAUCGUUCUUGUUAUGAUUGUUUUAAUUUAUCAUUAUUAAAUAUUGUUACUCGGUAAUAUUUUUUAUGAAUUUAAAAGUACAAAAUGUGGUGCAAAGCACUGUUAUAUAUAAAUAUUUUAAGUAUGUAUUAUAUAUUCUCGUAUAUAAGAUAGUAACCAUUUUCUUUUGAACCUGAUCGUUUUGUUAUAGUCCAAUCAUUUGAGAGUCUUUUCUGGAACGUUUUCCGCGAAUUUUGUAAAUUAGUACCUUUAUAUGUUUGAGGAAAUGUUCACUUUGCUGGCUCAUAUCUUCAUCGCUUGUAUCGCCAUCUUAAUAAAAUGGUGUUUUGCAUAUACACAUUGUUAUAAAGUAUCUAGCCAAACUUCAAGGGUGAUCUAAGAUACGCAAAACAAUGCUAAAUAUAUAAAUUUUAAUUGUAGGAGCCUGUUUGACUGACUUGAUUCGUAGCUAACUUUUUCCUCAGAAAGGCUAACUUGUGCUGAACAUAAACCUUUACGAACUGAACGAAACAUUUUUUUCGAAAAAAUCUUCAUAGUCCUUAAGACAAUUUUGUUAAAAUUUGAUAGCACUAUAUAUAAGAGUCAUUUCGCAACAUGGUAAAAGAAGCAUCACUUUACAAGGUAGCAAAGCAAAACUUUGAAAAAACUAGAAAUGCUGAUUUUAAAAACUAACGAAGAACAUUCCAAGCAACCUUUCUGACGGCCAAAUGUCUGGACUAUUUGGUUUCUUAUUCAAGGAUGUGAUUGAACAUAGGAUAUAGCUUUUUCUUUUUGUACAGUCCGUGAUUGCAUUUUUAACGGUGACCAAAUGAUAUGAAAUUUGAACUCAGGUAUUAAGAAACACAAUCAAAUAUUUUGUAUAUAGCAUUAAAAAAUGGAAAAUUAAUGAAAAAAUCAUGCGCUCUCCGUAUAUGACGCAUAUCACAGUUUCUUAUAAACAGUUGUGUUAAAAAUGCAAUAGUGUUAAAUGUAAAGGCCCAUUCUCCCAGUCUGAUGUAGUGAGUAUAUUGAUGAUUUUUAUAAGACAAACAGUUUAAUAUAUUAUCCAUAUUUGUAUUCAAACUGUAGAAAGACUUUAUGAUUUAUCAGAACUUUGACAUAUGGAACAACCUCAAACUUCCUCCAUUGACAUCGGAUACGUUUGACCUUGACCUUAGGUCUAACUGACUGAAGGCAAGGUCAAACAUGUUGAUAUAACUUGACAUCUUCUAACUUUUUUACCUGUCCACAGAAAAAAAUAUUUUAUACAAUAGUUGUAUGGUCUAAUAUAAAGUUUUUCAAUAUGUAUUUUAUAUACAGGGUGACUCAGAAAAGUGCUACCGAAUAAAGUUGUGUUUUUUCAAAUGGAACAGAUUGAUAGUCGCUUUUUUCUGAUUCCAAAUAUAUAUGAUUUGUUAUAGAGUUUUACUAGUUUGGUCAAAAACUUUAAAUUUCGUGUGUCAUUUAUUCAUGUAUAUCCGGGUACAAGCUAAUUUGGAUCUAGCUACAAUAUGCAUACUGGCAUUUAAGUUUUUGACUGAACUAACGAAAAGAAGUAUAUAAACCAUAUUUAUUUGGAAUCGGAAAAAAACGAUCAUUUCCACUAAAAAUAUACAGGGUGUUCCAUUCGAGAAGUACCACUCUAUUCGAUAGCCCUUUUUUGGACAUUAUGUACACAAAAAAGGUAUUGCCAGAAAGGCCUUAUAUUAGACUACAACUACAACUUUUUUCAUGCAAAAAAGUUAAGAGGUUGUCAAUUUAUCCCAGGGACAAUUUCAUGAGGCGUAGGUCAAAUUGAAAUACGUCCAAGAUCAAUUCAACGUUGUCCUCAAAGUUCUGCACAACAUAAAAGUCCAACUACUUCAAUUUAUCGUUUUCAGCUUGCUAAUUUUUAUUUCUGUGUGAUACUUUUUCGGAAUUUCAGUUUUGGAUGGAAUAUUUUCUACAUGUCCAUCAAUUGGAAUUUUUGUGAUAAGAUUGUCGAACCGUUUUAUACUCAAAGGAAAUACAUUUUUGUGUGCUAUUGGAAAACACGUAAGAAGCACUGUUAAUAUACUGUGGACAGAUUCAUUUUAGCUUUUAAGCCUUCGAGCAUAUAUAAGAGGUUGUCAAUUUAUCCCAGGGACAAUUUCAUGAGGCGUAGGUCAAAUUGAAAUACGUUCAAGAUCAAUUCAACGUUGUCCUCAAAGUUCUGCACAACAUAAAAGUCCAACUACUUCAAUUUAUCGUUUUCAGCUUGCUAAUUUUUAUUUCUGUGUGAUACUUUUUCGGAAUUUCAGUUUUGGAUGGAAUAUUUUCUACAUGUCCAUCAAUUGGAAUUUUUGUGAUAAGAUUGUCGAACCGUUUUAUACUCAAAGGAAAUACAUUUUUGUGUGCUAUUGGAAAACACGUAAGAAGCACUGUUAAUAUACUGUGGACAGAUUCAUUUUAGCUUUUAAGCCUUCGAGCAUAUAUAAAAAUAUUCCAACAAUACACCAUUCCGAGAACGUGGUAUAAAGUAAUUCGCGAUCUUUGGAAAUACGAAUUUAAAUGUAAAACUUGCUCCGUGCACCGCCGUUUACAACAUCAUGGAACGGUAAAUCGACGCGUUCUGUAUUAGGUGUUCGCCCUCGUGCAGUUUUGUACUACGUUAAAAAAUAAUCAACUCCGAAAACAUUCAAAAAAUUAAGUUUACGCUCUCAAAUUUUCAACUUUCACUUGUUCCUGCACCCGAAACCAUUUAAGGUGUUCUAUCACUGACAUAAUAGUAGCUUGAUGUCAAAUUGUGUUAUAACCCGAGCAGGUAAUAUUGAACUAGGAAUGGAGAACCUCGUAGUAUUUUCGCUGAAAUAAUAUUUAGACCCGACUCAAAACAGUCAGCCCUGAAAACACAGCCAGAGACUGUGUCGCAUCGGUAGCUGGGAAAUUAUUGGUGCUCUAUGUGCUGUCGCAGUAAAACCCUAGAAAAUUUCGUUUUUAUCUGAUAAGCAACAAUGUAUUUCCUUAAGGUGGCUUUACCCAUUUAUCCUCUCUCAGUAUUUUGAACAGUUCAAUCUUACCUUAAAACAUUGCGGCAGCUUUGAGUAAAUUAACAGAAAGAAAAUUGUACAAAAAUUUGUCGUUUUUUAGUGUGGCAUUCCAGAACCGUUCCGUUUAUUUUUGUGUCUUGACAAAAUUCAAAAUUGUUCCUAAAUGUGUAUAAUAAACUUUGAACUGCCAGUUUGCAAGCUGAUUAGCAAUAUUUUAUCGAAUGGUUUUGAAACGCCCGCUAUCCGAAAAAAAACUGAUUGUUAAAUUUGUUAUUGGAUUAUAUAUUUUGUGAUCUCAAAAUAUGUAAGAAUGCUGUUGAAUGUAGGUUUAAGCUAGAUAGGAUUGCGUGUGUUAAACUUUAGCUAUUAUUAAUGUACACAAAUUAUUUCAUAAAUAUAUAUUUCUGAACUUUAUGUGUCAACAGAUAAAAUGCAUUAAUUUAUAAAUAAAG
Molecule: messenger RNA, 8800 nt
Organism: Acanthoscelides obtectus
Lineage: Eukaryota; Metazoa; Arthropoda; Insecta; Coleoptera; Chrysomelidae
Source: the annotation of a GenBank genome assembly